UUCAAGGAAUCUGCUUAUGAUGACUGAGUCUAUCUAUAGUCCCGCGUAAAUCAUAAAACUAUGAUGGAUGAUUGAAUUUACUACGAAAUAGUUUCUAUCGUUCGAAUUUUAAAUAAUUAAACUUCCUUAUUAUUAAAUUUAUGCUUUUUUCUUUGUCUUUAUAAUAGGUUUAUGCUAGUUCUAUAAAUUAAGUAGAUGAUUCAUGUUCUAUACAGUCACAAUUCAAUAGAUCAAGAUAAACACUCAAGCAAAUCUUGGUAUCUCUCCUCAAUAACACACCGAUAUCGGAGUAUUCUCUCCGGCGAUAUGAUGAAGCAACGGAUAGUUCUGAAGAUGGAUAUGAGUGACGGUGAGAAAUCGAUGAAGAAAGCUAUGAAAAUCGCAUCUGGAAAAUUCGGUGUGAGAUCGGUCUCGAUUCAGGGACAGAAUGAUCAGCUAGUUUUGUUGGGAGAAGGGAUUGACUUGGCGGAGCUAACACGUGAGCUCAAGAAGAAAGUUUGCAACACGAGUAUCAUCACCGUGCAGGCCGCUCCGCCGCCUCAACAGCAGCCACAUCCUAUGGGCCAGUACAACAACCAGAUGCCUCCGGCGAGAAGAUGUACUUGUGAGAUACCAAACUCAGGUUUCUGCGGAUUAUGUUGUUCUAUGAGUCAGCAACACACUACUUAUCAUAUGGUACCAUCCCAGUAUCCUCCUCCUCCGGUGCUCUAUUGUCGUGAGGAGACCGAUGUUUGCAGAAUUUUGUGAUGUGACGCUUGAGUGUUUUUAUUUUUUUGGGUUGAGUUUUUUUUUUUAUCUAAAAAAAAAAAGAUAUUCUUAUAAUUAUUCUGAUCAUAUGAUGUAGUAAAAUACAAAAAUUGUUAAAUUCGUGAUGCUGUAAAUGUUUUGUUUAUGUUUUUGAACUAAUUAAUUGUUGUAAAAUGUAAAUAUUGUGACAGUGGAUUAUUUUAUAAGAGAAUAUGUAAGUUGUGUU
Molecule: messenger RNA, 973 nt
Organism: Camelina sativa (false flax)
Lineage: Eukaryota; Viridiplantae; Streptophyta; Magnoliopsida; Brassicales; Brassicaceae
Product: heavy metal-associated isoprenylated plant protein 41-like
Molecular function (GO): metal ion binding
Source: RefSeq, a predicted model, not a curated record